This is a messenger RNA of Funneliformis mosseae, 1267 nucleotides long. The record is from the annotation of a GenBank genome assembly. NCBI's taxonomy places the organism in Eukaryota, Fungi, Glomeromycota, Glomeromycetes, Glomerales, Glomeraceae.
UAUCACAAUAUUUGCCUCUAUUCUUCAUUCAUUACACGGUCUUCCAACAACUGAUGUUUUUUCGAUAUCGAUUAAAAAUAAAAAAUAUGGAACAGGUCCAUUAUUUGAUUUACCAAGUAUACCAAAUGUACCAAUUGAUGAUGAUAACGAGAGUAUAAAUUUGGAAGAUUUUGGGUGGAAAUUAGGAGCAAUUGUAAUGUUGGUGCUAUUAGGUGGAAUCUUUGCUGGUCUUACAAUUGGACUUAUGGGUUUGGAUGAGACUAAUUUACAAGUAUUGAUGGUAGCAGGGGAACAUAAUGAAAGAAGACACGCUAAAAAAGUAUUGGACCUUUUACAAAAAGGAAAGCAUUGGGUGUUGGUUACUUUAUUGCUUUCAAAUGUUAUUGUCAAUGAAACUUUGCCGAUCAUCUUUGAUUCUGUAUUUGGUGGCGGAUGGCCUGCCGUGUUGAUUUCUACUGCACUGAUUGUUAUGUUCGGAGAAAUUAUCCCACAAGUAGCGUAUCCUAUUGCUGGUAUCUUGGACUUUUGUCUUGGCGAGCAACAUGGCACUAUGUAUCGGAAGUCAGGAAUUGAAAGUUUAAAUGAAGACGAAGUUCAAAUUAUUGGUGCAGUACUGGAUCUUCGUGAAAAACCUGUAUCAGCAAUAAUGACACCUCUUGAAGAUGUUUUUACAUUAAGUGCGGAUAAAGUUUUGAACGAACAAACUGUAGAUGAGAUUCUUUCGCGAGGUUAUUCUCGAAUUCCUGUAUAUGAACCACCUAAUCCAACUAAUUUCAUAGGCAUGCUUCUUGUUAAAAAAUUGAUUACUUAUGACCCUGAAGAUGCUUGGUCGGUCAGAGAUUUUCAACUAAGUUCAUUACCUGAAACUAAUCCAUAUACUAGUUGUUUAGACAUUUUGAAAUUUUUCCAGGAAGGCAGAAGUCAUAUGGCACUUGUCUCGGAAGAUCCAGGUGGUAAUGAAGGUGGUGCACUUGGUGUUGUAACACUUGAAGAUGUUAUUGAAGAAUUAAUUGGAGAGGAAAUUAUCGAUGAAACUGAUGUUUAUGUAGACGUACGUAAUAAAAUCAAAGUUGUACGCCUCCCACCGCGUCAAAUACGACCUAGAUUAUAUUAUUCAUUCCUUUCAAAACGUAGUAAUCAUGAUGAAAUCGAAGAAAGGCCGGAAUCAACAAAACCUCUUAUAAACACAAAUUAUAAGUCUACAGAUGAUGAUCAUGAAUUAGUUGGAUUUACAAAUGGAAUUCAUACUAAUAAAAAGGAGCCUUAG